AUGCCCACUCUCUUAGGGUUUUCAAAUUCUCUCUGCGUUUUCCUUUCAGCUUCUGUGGCUCAACAAGAUGCUCAAAACGGUGCUUCCGAAACUGCCGUCGCCGUUGUCCCGUGGUUCCAUGACAUUGGCCGUGAGCAAGCUGCAAAUAAGCCUCUUUUGAAAACCGUCUUUCAGACGCCACUUGAAAAUUUAGAACCUGUUUUGCGAGAAGAUACUCAGAAGUUCUGGUUUUUGCGGCUAUUGGCAUAUGGUUUAGGUGGUAAUAGCAGUGUGUAUGUGUAUGUUUCAGUUCUGGAUGACACAUUAGAGGGAGAGGUAGCAUCUGUGGAUAUAUCUACUAAAGAUAAUCUGAAUAAUCUGGUGAAAGCUGGUGAGAAUUUAUUGAAGAAAAAAUUUACCAGAGUGAAUCUAGAUUCAGGCGUAUAUGAAACAGUUCUUGAUAAAGGCACCAUUCAGGAAGAACUCAAUAGAUAA
Messenger RNA from Vicia villosa (hairy vetch), 474 nucleotides. RefSeq names its product patatin-like protein 1. Lineage: Eukaryota; Viridiplantae; Streptophyta; Magnoliopsida; Fabales; Fabaceae. The coding region runs from base 1 to 474 and encodes 157 amino acids. The transcript is spliced from 5 exons. The record is from RefSeq and is a predicted model, not a curated record. Gene Ontology annotation, molecular function: monoacylglycerol lipase activity; glycerophospholipase activity.